AUGAAUGAUAUUGUCACAGAAUCCACUGAGAAUGGCUUUGAGAGCGAAGAGAUUUCUAAAAACCUUCCUUAUGUGGCCCCAAUAUCAGGAGGACUGAGAGAAGGCAUGGCCUUGUACUUACAGGGAGUGGUUCCCACCAAUGCUGAUGCAUUUGAAAUCAAUUUCAAGACUGGGCAGUCCAGCAAUGAUGACAUUGCUUUCCACUUCAACCCACGAAUGGACCGGAAGGUGGCAAUGAACAGUCUAAUAAAUGGAAGUUGGGGAACUGAGGAAAGUGUCUCUGACAACCCCUUUAAAAAGGGAGAAUCAUUUGAGAUGUUUACUGUUAUGAAAUCUGAAGGAUAUCAGGUUUAUGUUAAUGGUAAAGAGCUGUACACAUUCAAGCAUCGUAUACCACUGGAAAAAGUGUCAACAUUAAAUUUCAUGGGUGAUGUUGCUGUGAAACUUUCUGGUUUCAUACAAGUAGGUCACUGUUUCUUCAGCUAA
This is a messenger RNA of Carassius carassius (crucian carp), 486 nucleotides long. RefSeq names its product galectin-4-like. NCBI's taxonomy places the organism in Eukaryota, Metazoa, Chordata, Actinopteri, Cypriniformes, Cyprinidae. The transcript is spliced from 4 exons. Bases 1 to 486 code for a protein of 161 amino acids. Gene Ontology annotation, molecular function: carbohydrate binding. The record is from RefSeq and is a predicted model, not a curated record.